Molecule: messenger RNA, 1162 nt
Organism: Paramecium pentaurelia
Lineage: Eukaryota; Ciliophora; Oligohymenophorea; Peniculida; Parameciidae
Source: the annotation of a GenBank genome assembly
UAAUGAAAGACAUGUCCAAAAAGAUAUUCGAAAAGGAGAAUUAAGCUGAGGUGUCUAAUAACCCUAGACAUUAGAAUAAAUCACUAACUUCAUUAGUCUCACUAUCAUUGAUUGGUGGAAAUAAAAGUAAUGAAUUAAUAAUAUAUCUAAAAGAAAAUGAAUUUAAGAGUAUGGAACUUAAAAAUAAUUAUACUUCUAUUUCAUCUCGUCCACUUGUUUUCUGUAAACCAGAAUCAAAAAUAAAAACUUUAACAACUUCUUCUCCAUAAAAAUAAUCACCUAUAAAACCAAAAUAAGUAGAAACAUAAUCAAAUGAAUUGUGUAAAUUAAUCAACAAUUAUUCAGAACCUAUUCUUGAUUAUUACUUAGAAUUGAAUGUAAAUAUUUAUAAAAUUAACAAAUAUAGAAUUAAACUCCAAAAAACUUUUUAUCCAAUCAUACAGUAAGUUCUAAUCUUAGAGCAAAAAUGGUUGAUUGGAUGGUUGAAGUACUGACUUCAUACAAAUGCAAAGAUUAAACAUUCUUUUUAGCUGUUAGAUUGAUGGAUUCUUAUCUAUCUAAAACAACAUAAAAACAUAUACCUCAAGAUUUACAUUUAAUUGGUGUGACUACAAUGUUUAUGGCUUGUAAAUUUGAGGAAAUCUAUCCAGUUAAAUUAUAAAUUGUACAUGAGAAGAUUGCACACAAAAAACUAACCAAGGAUGAAAUAAAAGAGAAAGAAACAUAAAUAUUAACUACUUUAGAUUUUAGUUUUAUUGGUAUAACUGUUUUAGAUGUUAUUACAAUGGUUCUAUCUAUAUUAAAUAUGAAUCAAUAGUUAUAUUAAAUAACAUUAUAUCUUGCUAAAUUGGUAAAUUAAAUUAUAUUAUUCUAGGCACUUUAUGAUUAUGAAUUUGCCAAUAAUCAUACAUAUGUAUAAUUUGCAUGUGCUGCUUUGAUUGUGACCACCAAAAUUGUAGAGUAAAUUGAUUAAUCACUUUCAUCUGAAAUAGUAAUACCAUUAAUAGUUUCAACUUUAAAAAUGGACAACUCUGAUGCAAUGGAUUCAGCCAAUAAAUUAUUGAAUUUAGCUAAAGGAUUUGAUAAACAAUAUCCAAAUCUGGAAAAUUUAAAGAAAUUUAGUAAAUUUCAAUUAUCAGAUAUGUUAACAACCCAACAUUGA